GCGAUCCCCUUAAGCGCUGCAGAUGAGAUCGGUCAGAAGAAGGCGGCUAUGGAGAUCAGUGGCCUCCCACUGGAACUUUGGCGUCUGAUUCUCUCCUACUUGCGCCUGCCUGACCUCGGCCGCUGCAGCUUGGUGUGCAGAGCGUGGUACGAGCUCAUCCUCAGCCUGGACAACACCCGGUGGCGGCAGCUGUGCCUGGGCUGCAUCGAAUGCAGGCAUCCCAACUGGCCCAACCAGCCUGACGUGGAGCCCUGGUCGUGGAGGGAAGCCUUCAAACAGCAUUAUCUCGCUUCCAAAACCUGGACCAAGAACAGCCAAGACCUUGAAUCCUCCAACUGCUUCUACCUGUUCCGAAGGAAAAAGGACCGGCGCGUCCUUUGCGUCGGGCCCGGCUGUGAGUUUGACAACCUGAGGAGUGCCUUGCUGUCGGCCAGCGGCUACGACAGGAUCGUGCUGCUGCCCGGGGUGUACGAGGAGCAGAGUGAGAUCUUCCUCAAGGCCCCCGUGGAAAUUAUGGGCAGGGGCAAACUGGGCGAUGUGGCUCUCCUGGUGAGCUUUGACCAGCACUGUCCAACCAUGAGGUUAUGCAAUUUGGUGUUCAUGCCUGCUUGGUUCACGCCAGUUGUCUAUAAGACGACCUCGGGUCACGUCCAGUUUGACAACUGCAACUUUGAGAACAGCCAGCUCCAGAUUCACGCCCCGGGAACUUGCCAGGUGAAAUUCUGCACUUUCAACCAGUCCAGCAUCAGUUUCCAUAGCGUGGCCAUCUGUCUCGUGGAAAACUGCGAGUUUCUUGGGAGCGAAAACGCCUCUGUGACAGUAGAAGGUUGCCCAUCUUUGGACAGGAACUGGGCCUGCAAAUACUUGGCCACGUUGGCAAAGUCUCGCUCUGUCCUGCUGCAGAUGCCGGAGCCGCCCAUUUACGGUGUGCCGAAGUGUGAAAGCCGGGGCCACCUGCCGGUGAGCAGUGCAAGGACCUGUGAAAUUGUGGUAGGUGGGGACCCCAGUAACACGUUCCCCAUUUCACAGACUCAAGCAGUGCCAAAGAGAGGUUGCGAGAAGGAGAACGACAUUGCCGGAAGCCUUAACCCAGCACAGAAAGAGGAGGCCGUGACCAUGGACACAGAUUCCAGCGACAGCGAACUGAGUGUCAGCAGCGAGAACGAGGGUGACGACGAGUCGAUGUACAAGUUGCCUUACCAGGCCCAUAGCCUGAGCCACAUGCUGGCCAAAGUGAUUCACGGCCGGCCUCAAACCAACGGGCUCACGACCCUCCAGAAUGACUAUGAACUAAAAACGCUGCCUCAGGAGUUGGCCAAAGAUAAAGAGGCCCAGUCGCUUGCCAACUCUGUGCAAGGGUGCUUCAUUCGGAAGUGCCUUUUCAGGGACGGAAAGGGCGGAGUCUUCCUUUGUUCCCAGGGCCAAGCCAGAGUGGAAGGGAGCAUCUUCAGGGACUUGACCUAUGCCGUGCGAUGCAUACAAAACAGUAAGAUCAUCAUGCUGAAGAAUGACAUUCACCACUGCAAGACCUCAGGGAUAUUUCUGCGCCUUGGUGCUGGCGGCUUGAUUGCAGAAAACAACAUUCACUCCAAUUGCGAAGCCGGCGUGGACAUUCGGAAAGGGGCCAACCCCCUGAUCCUGUGUAAUAGGAUCCACAGUGGCCUUCGCUCCGGCAUUGUUGUCCUUGGCAACGGAAAAGGCAUCGUCCGUAGCAAUCAAAUCUAUGGAAAUAAGGAGGCUGGCAUUUACAUUCUGUAUAAUGGCAACCCUCUUGUGAGUGGGAACCAUAUCUUCCAAGGUCUUGCUGCUGGCAUAGCUGUGAAUGAGAAUGGAAGAGGCCAAAUAUCAGAAAAUGUCAUCCGCGAGAACCAGUGGGGAGGUGCUGAUAUCCGUCGUGGGGGUGAUCCUGUCCUCAGAAGUAACUUGAUCUGCUGUGGGUAUUCCGACGGAGUGGUGGUCGGAGAGCGCGGGAAAGGACUCGUAGAAGGAAACACCAUUUAUGGUAACAAGGGCUGCGGCGUCUGGGUAAUGUCAUCCAGCCUUCCGCACAUCACAAAUAACCAAAUCGGGCACAACAGCAUCUACGGGAUCGCGGUGUUUUGCCGCAAGGACGACGCCAACGAGUACCUCGCCAACCAAGGGGGCAACGAGAAUUUCAAUGACGAGGGAGAAGCGGCCAACUGGGAAAAUGACCUGGAGAGCGAGGACGAGCGCUUGACGUCCCGGAGGCCCAUCAGUGUGGCUCUCGUGGAGUCUAACAAUAUCAAUCACAACGGGGCUGCUGGUUUGUAUGUCAAGAGCAGCGAGGCCCUGAACAUCAUCGGCAACGCCAUCCAUGCCAAUCAUGACUGUGGGGUUGCUGUGCUCCAGAGCAACCAGCUCACGCGAAUAGCUAACAACAGCAUCUCCUGCAAUAGCCUCGGUGGUGUCUUGGUGGAAGCUGAGUGCAGGGUGGAACUGCGCGGCAACGGCAUCUAUGACAACAGCAGCCACGGUGUGGCCUCCAAGGGCGACGGAAUCGUCACCGAGAAUGACAUUCUCGGCAACCAGGGGUGUGGCCUCAAGCUGUUGCAGGCUGCUGACAUGAAGGUAACCAAGAACAGAAUCCACUCCUUUCGAGGUUAUGGCAUCGAGAUGCUUGACCAGACCAAAGCCUCUGUGCAAGACAAUGUGAUUUUUCAAGGGAAGUCCAAAAAGAGCAUUUUGCAGCAGGUGUCCAAUGUGGAAGGCAGCAUCGUUCGGAAUAACAAGCUCCUUGCCUUCAAAAAAAGGUCUGAUGUUGCCUGGACUCUGGAGAACCCUCCAGCGAGACCUCACAUCGAAGGAUCCACCCGAGGAGCGUCAACAGCUGGGAACAGUCAAAAAGGCUCAAACAUGACCGCCAGGCUAGCUGCUAGGGUGGAUGGCGGUUGCCACAACAACGGGAGCAUCUUUUGCACUAUCCUGUGAACCCUGCAUAUUUUCCGCUGCCUUUCCUUUUACUCGGAGACCAAGCUAGAAACUUUCCUACAUGUGUCCAAUGCUCAAGCAAAUGAGCUUGCAUUCAGAUGCUUGUUAUUUGCCCUACUGGUGCAAUGGUCACUAAAUAACGGUGGGAGUCUCAGUAGAAUGUGGCCACCGCUGGUGACAACCCUUCCCAGGUGGCUUGCUCCACGUUUGAAUUCCUCUGGGCACUUGCCUCCUCUGCAAACUUUACCUCUGGCCUCCAGGCCUCCUUCAGUCCUGUUCAGCUGUAACUCAUCCCAUGGGCCAUGUCCAUAAGAGAGAAAGUGGUGCCUUUGUGACAUCAGCAGCCAUUAAGCCAAUCCCCUUUCUUAUCUCAGACCUCUUUGGCCUUUUCCUUAGUUGUAUUGGUUUCUCAGAAUUUUGUUCUGGGUCAGGGAGCGGAUUGGUCUACUGGCUGCUGAUGUCACAAAGGCACUUCACUUUCACUCAGGCUAGGGAAGCCAGUUUUUCUGUUGCCGAGUGAGGUAAGAGCUCUUUUCUAGGUCAGUGGUUGAAAGCUUCCCAAACACAUUUCCUCUCAGUUGGUACCUGUCCUGCCAGCAAAAGCAAAGUGGUUCAGAGGAGGUGGUGAACAGACACAUAAGAGGUGAGUGGCAUUAUCAGAGCGGAGUUCGUCCCUACUGACAAGACAUCGCCAGUUAUUUUAUUUAAUAUGUUUUCUUCUUUAAAUAUAUUGACUUAGUGACUUGCCAAAAUGCCAGUUGGUCUAGAUGCUGCAGUAAUGCUGAAUGUUGAUUGAGACAGCUUGAAAUCUCCCUUUCCUGCCAGAAAUGAAGUUCUUUUCUUCUAGGCUGAGAAAGCAGUGCAAGCGUGUAGUAAUUAUAUCACCUGGGACCUGGCCAAAUAGUAAUGUCAAGUAGACAUAAGUCAGAGCUCAAUCAUAAAUCAGAAUAUGUUGACCUUUCAAGAAGGCCAAGCGACACAUCUGGGCUCCUUCAAGCUGUUUUGUUGCGUGCAUUGUUCUGCAAAAGGAUACAGUGUACACUGCAAAAGGUUUCUCGCAGGAAGAAUCGCCUUGUCACUAUUCUCACCAGCGGUCUCAAAAUAUGGUGAUGUUGGCUUUUAAAAUAAUGUGCGGGAAGACAAAGAAAAUGGGACUCCUGGGGCGUGAGUUUGCAGUGGUUCCAGGCUGGGGCCGCAGCCCCGAAUGUGGUUUGGUUUUAUGCAAGAGAACCAAAGGGUGCAAGUUAGCUUGAACCUUUGAAAAUAUCUAAAUACGUCU
Messenger RNA from Elgaria multicarinata webbii, 4228 nucleotides. It is a transcript of the gene FBXO10, whose product is annotated as F-box protein 10. The transcript has 11 exons. The coding region runs from base 49 to 2949 and encodes 966 amino acids. Gene Ontology annotation, molecular function: protein binding. The record is from RefSeq and is a predicted model, not a curated record. NCBI's taxonomy places the organism in Eukaryota, Metazoa, Chordata, Lepidosauria, Squamata, Anguidae. Gene Ontology annotation, biological process: ubiquitin-dependent protein catabolic process; regulation of apoptotic process.